This is a messenger RNA of Abrus precatorius (Indian licorice), 821 nucleotides long. Its product is annotated as 60S acidic ribosomal protein P0-like. The transcript has 3 exons. The record is from RefSeq and is a predicted model, not a curated record. Gene Ontology annotation, biological process: ribosomal large subunit assembly; cytoplasmic translation. The coding region runs from base 127 to 690 and encodes 187 amino acids. Gene Ontology annotation, cellular component: cytosolic large ribosomal subunit. Gene Ontology annotation, molecular function: large ribosomal subunit rRNA binding; structural constituent of ribosome. Lineage: Eukaryota; Viridiplantae; Streptophyta; Magnoliopsida; Fabales; Fabaceae.
CUGUAUGAACGGAGAGCACAGGCUUUAUUCUCCUUUCAUCCAUUUCGUGCCUUUCUUCCUUCCCACACUCUACCGAGCCACUGCACUGUUGAUGUAUUUGACUUUGCAUUUGUAAAUUCAGUGGUAAUGGCGGGGAAAUUGUCGAAGACAGCUUAUGAUGCAAAAAUGCUGAAACUUUUGAGAGAAUACAGCCAGGUGUUGGUGGUUUCAUCGGAUAAUGUGGGUUCCAACCAGCUUCAGGGCAUACGGAGGGGACUCCAUGCUGAUUCCGUGGUUGUGAUGGGAAAGAACUCAAUGAUGAAACGCUCUAUUAUCUUGGAUGCUCAGAAGACUGGCAACAAGGCCUUUCUUAACCUUGUUCCCCUUCUUGUGGGAAACGUGGCGUUGAUUUUCACCAAAGGUGACUUAAGGGAGGUUAGCGAGCAGAUUGCCAAGUACAAGGCUGUCCAACCUAUUCUUAUGUGCCCCAAGUACAUCUCAUAUGACUCAUAUCACAAUUGUUCCUAUAUGCAAUCAGGACAGGUACCUUUGGGCCUCACGUGUUGUAAUCAGCAGUGUUCUCAGACUUCAGAGCCUUUUCUUGUAAGCUCAAAAUUCAUGCCUCACCAGCAUUGUUUCUUGAUGAGAUCAAGACAGUUCUUGAUGACGAGUGUAUGGGCUCCUCUUCUCCUUUUGGCUGGUAACUUGUGAUGUGGAUGAAGUUAUCUGAUUGGGAUCACAUGGUUUAUAUUAAUCUUUUUCUUGAGCACUGCUGGCUUUCAAACUCUAUAGAGUUGCACUCUCGCUUUUCAGGGAGUGAUGUAGAAUGAAAAUUAUAUUGA